CCUGUCUCCACAGCCUUUAGGCUUCAGGCUCAGCAGCAGUUCAGGACAGCUUUACUGUUGAGACAAAAGACUAGCGGAGCGUCUGGACUCCAAGCCUCCUGCUGCUUUCCAGGACCGAGGUCAAGCCACACAGUUACUCAGCAUGGAGCUGUCCCCCCCACCCAAAGGGCUAGAAGCUGCGUAUGCCUCCCUUUUCACCACAGGGUCCCUUUCCUUCCUGCAUGAGCUGAUCUCCACGUUUGAUGAGGAGAUGGAGCAGAUCCUCCAACUGAGAGUAUCCAGAAAGGCUCAUUUGGAUCUCUCAGGCGAUCUCCCAAAUUUCUUGGAAAGCACCGCACACAUAAGGGCAGACCCAGACUGGAGGGUGCUCCCUGUCCCUACAAGGCUUCAAAAGAGGCAUGUGGACAUUGGAGAUAUGGCCCCCUGUGAUACUCAACGCUUCGUUCGAGCUCUACAGUCUCCAGCACAAGGCAUACAGGUUGACUUUGAUGAUGGGAACUGCCCAACGUUUCCCAACCAGAUAAAAGGUAUUCACAAUGUGAUCCUGGCAGUAAACAACCAGCUCCCCGGAGUCCCACACAUCUCCCAGGCACCGGUGCUGAUGCUGCGUCCCCGUGCCUGGAACAUGGUGGAGCACAACAUGCUGGUGGAGGGAAAGGAGGCUCCUGGUCCGCUGUUUGACUUUGGGCUCCUCAUGUAUCACUGUGGAAGGACCCUGCUUGAAAACCAAAGUGGACCGUUCUUCUACCUGUCAAAGGUGGAGAGCUUGAUGGAGUCCAGGCUCUGGAACAACAUAUUUGUCUGGACACAGCAGAAGCUGGGCCUUCCGCUUGGCUGCAUCAAGGCGACAGUGCUGAUAGAGAACGUGCUGGCAACUUUUGAAAUGGAAGAGAUUCUGUAUGAGCUGCGGGAACACUCAGCGGGGCUCAACUGCGGCAUCUGGGAUUACUCGGCUUCCUUUGUCAAUAAGUUUGGUUACCGUCGGGAUUUCCUGUUGCCGGACCGGAGCAAGUACGUCAAUAUGGAGAAGCGUUUUCUGCGCAGCUACCUGGACCUGCUGGUUCAGACGUGUCACCGACGCGGAGCACUAGCCACAGGGGGCAUGGCUGCUUUGCUGCUGCCUCAGAGUCAACACGCUGACUCCUACAGCAAAGUCCUGGCUGCUGUGGAAAGACUGAAGUUGCUGGAAAUCAACGCAGGUGUUGAUGGUUUCAUGGUGUAUGACAUGAAUUUGAUCAAACCCAUGCAGAAACUUUUUGAGCGACACUCUGAGGGUGAUAACCAGCUCCACCAGCUCCGAGGUGAUGUCAGUGUGACUCCUGAGGAUCUACUGUCCAUGCCUUCUGGAGGAGUCACCCUUCAUGGGCUGAAGUAUAACAUUGCAGUGGGCGUCCUCUUUAUUAAUGCAUGGCUGUCAGGUAAAGGCCAUUUUUUCUACAGAGGCCAGGUGGAAGAUUCUGCCACUGCAGAGAUUUCUAGAUCCCAGGUGUGGCAGUGGAUCCGUCACCAGGCCCGGCUGGAGGAUGACGGCAGGGUAGUAAGCAGGCGGCUCGUCACGGAGCUCACCAAGGAGCUCAGGACUGAACUUGGACUCUUCUGCCGCUCUGGAAGGAGUACACAGAGGUUACACACAGCUGCAGACAUGUUUCUGGAGGUGGUCUUGAAGAGACACUUCCCAGAGUUCAUCACCUCUUACCUGAACCUGGACCACACUUUCCUCAGCUCCCACUGCUUGGGAGAGGAGGAGGAGGAGGCGGAGGCGGCUGUGGAACCGAGCAGAGGGCGAUCCAAGCUGUGAGGGAGGACCAGGAGAGAUUCUGCUCUCAGCAAUCCUUCAUGCACAUAAGGGAAUAAAGCCACCAUGGUGGACGUUCUGA
Molecule: messenger RNA, 1877 nt
Organism: Fundulus heteroclitus (mummichog)
Lineage: Eukaryota; Metazoa; Chordata; Actinopteri; Cyprinodontiformes; Fundulidae
Gene: ugl
Product: malate synthase-like
Exons: 16
Coding region: 143-1798 (551 amino acids)
Biological process (GO): glyoxylate cycle
Cellular component (GO): cytoplasm
Molecular function (GO): malate synthase activity
Source: RefSeq, a predicted model, not a curated record